Messenger RNA from Notothenia coriiceps (black rockcod), 6449 nucleotides. It is a transcript of the gene eif2ak4, whose product is annotated as eukaryotic translation initiation factor 2 alpha kinase 4. Lineage: Eukaryota; Metazoa; Chordata; Actinopteri; Perciformes; Nototheniidae. Gene Ontology annotation, cellular component: cytoplasm; cytosol; nucleus. The coding region runs from base 253 to 5169 and encodes 1638 amino acids. Gene Ontology annotation, molecular function: ATP binding; protein binding; eukaryotic translation initiation factor 2alpha kinase activity. The transcript has 37 exons. Gene Ontology annotation, biological process: regulation of translational initiation by eIF2 alpha phosphorylation; negative regulation of cytoplasmic translational initiation in response to stress; DNA damage checkpoint signaling. The record is from RefSeq and is a predicted model, not a curated record.
AGUGAUGACGUUGCACCUUCUGCGACACAGCCUGCAACAGCCAUGCGCCAGUUGGCAGCGUUGUUGUGGUCGCCUAUCUCGUGAUUAGUUAGCGAUUUUACUGAAUAAAAUUGAGGUGCUUAUCCGCCAAAGUUUGGACUGAACAAUGUGCCGGAGCUGCACAGGGCGGCGGUGAGUGCAGCGGAAGAGCCUCUUCCUCCUUCUGUCUGUGUGUGAGUGUGACCGAGCAGUGCCAUGUAGUGAGGAAGAAGAAUGAGCAGUCAGCAGCACACUCCAGCAGACUGGACUGACGACCACACGGUCCAGCAGGAAAAUGAGCUAGAAGCUCUCGCGUCUAUCUUUGGAGAUGAUUUCCAGGAUCUGCGGAGCAAGGACCCAUGGAAGGUUAAAAGGCCCCCUCAGGUGCAUCUCUGCCUGCGGCCAAACGGGCUGAAUAAUGGACAGGAAUGCUACGUGACUGUGGACUUGCAGGUUCAAUGCCCACCCACAUACCCAGAUGCGCCUCCAGAACUGGAGCUGCAUAAUGCCAAAGGUCUGUCAAACGAAAACCUCCUGAAUCUGCAGAGUGAACUCACAAAGCUGGCGGCAUCGCGAUGUGGGGAGGUGAUGAUUUACGAACUGGCAGACUACAUCCAGGGCUUUCUGAGCGAGCACAACAAGCCUCCGUCAAGCUCCUUCCAUGAGGAGAUGCUGAAGAACCUGCAGAGACAGCAGGAGAUACGAGAUCAGGAGAAGCAGCAGAAGAUGGACCAACGGCGCAAACAGGAGGAGGAAAUGGAAAAAGAGAUCAUGGCUGUUAUCCAAAAAAGAGAGGAUGAGAAACGAGAAGAAAAGAGAAGAAAGGAGAUUGCCAAACAGGAGCGUCUUGAGAGUCUGGAUCAGCCAGUCCCUUCUCACUCCCCCCUGUUAGGGAAGAGCCCACCCAGCCCCAGCGGAUUUCCUCCUGAACUGAUGGAAGGCAAGAGAGCCACCAAUAACCGCCGCCGGACUACCUCCGGUACACGCCACAGACGUGACACAGUUAAUGACGACAUCCCUCGCUCCCAAGAGCUUCUUCACUUCUCCAGCAGCGCCUUUGGAGAUCUUGUUGUCCACAGAGGGAAAAGCUUAGGUGUGAGCGAGAGGCUCCGGCGUAACGUUUAUUAUGGAUUUGAGGAAAACUCUGGAGACUUUACUGUGAUCUACGAGUGGUCGCUUCAAUGGAACAAGAAGAUGGGCACGUUUCUCACCAGUCUGGAGAAAGGAAGGAUUGAUAACUGCAAAAAGCAGAUCCAUGGGGCCGAAAACGAGUUCAACUCCCUCCUGCGGCUGGAUCAUCCAAACUUGGUGCGCUACAUGGCGCUGAGCUCCACUGAGAAGGAGGACUGCCUCGUGGUUAACCUGCUGGUGGAGCAUGUGGCUGGCGUCAACUUGACCCAAAGCCUUGUCACACAAACCCCGGUCCCUCUGGACAAACUGUGCCACUACACGGCCCAGCUUCUGGCUGCCCUGGACUACCUUCACUCCAACUCCGUGGUCCACAAACAGCUGGGGGCCUCCAGUGUGCUGGUGGACUCCGAGGGAAACGUACGACUGACCGAUUACAGCUUAUCCAAGAGAUUCGCCGAUAUCUGCAAAGAAGACAUUUUCGAGCAAGCCCACGUGCGAUUCUCGGAGGAUACGUCGAUGCCAACGAAAACGGGCAAAAAAGGGGACGUGUGGAACUUGGGGCUGAUGCUGCUGGGUCUGAGUCAGGGGAAGGAGGUGCAGGAGUAUCCAGUGACAGUGCCAGCCAGCCUGCCUGCUGACUUCCAGGAUUUCUUCCAUAAGUGUGUGUGCCUGAAUGAUGCUGAUCGCUGGACAACUCAGCAGCUUUUAGAACACUCCUUCCUCAAGCCUCCUUCGCCCAAAAACCUGCCACAGCACCGGGUUGACAGCCCAGAAGAUCCUGUUGUGGACUUCCCAUCAUCAGUCACCCCGCAGAACCACAUCCUCCACGCUCCGUUCAGCACCGGGGUGCAGAGGCAGUUUUCCCGCUACUUCAAUGAGUUUGAGGAACUCCAGCUUCUUGGAAAGGGGGCGUUUGGUGCUGUAAUUAAGGUUCAGAAUAACCUCGACGGUUGCUACUACGCUGUGAAGCGCAUCCUGGUCAACCCGGCCAGUAAACAGUUCAGACGAAUCAAAGGCGAGGUGACGCUUCUUUCACGCCUUAACCAUGAGAAUAUCGUGCGCUACUACAAUGCGUGGAUCGAGCGGCACGAGACCCCCUCGGGAGGCAUGCUGAGCAACACCGACAGCUCCGAGCCUUGGAGCUCCAACGAGAAGCCCCCCAAGCGCAAAGAGUCCCCGAAGCCCAUCAACGAGCUGGGCCUCGCCGACAACGUGGAGGACGCUGCGCCCCUCCCGGCCCUGUCCAGCUCCGUGGAGUGGUCCACCUCCAUCGAGAGGUCCUCCAGCGCCAAAUGUAGCAGGGACCAGUCAAGUGAUGAAGAGGAUGAUGAGGAUGAAGAAGAAGAUGUUUUUGGUGCCUCUUUUUUACCUUCAGACAGUGAUUCAAGUAGCGACAUAAUCUUUGACAAUGGAGAUGAAAACACAGAAGAUAUGUCACAGGUUGAGCCAAUCAGAAGGCCUGUAACAGACGCAGGGGACACCACAGACUCAGACCAACCCCUCAUCAUAGCUCAUCACUUAUACAUACAAAUGGAAUACUGUCAAAAAAGCACUUUAAGGGACACAAUAGAUCAAGGCCUGCACCAGGACCAGAAUCGUUUAGCGAGACUCUUCAGGGAAAUACUGGAUGGGAUUGCUUACAUCCACGAGCAGGGCAUGAUUCACAGGGACUUGAAGCCUGUCAACAUCUUCCUCGACUCACAGGACCACGUGAAGAUUGGGGACUUUGGCCUGGCUACGGACCACCCUGCUAAUGUGGCUGCAGGCAAAUUUGAAGUGGAGGAGAGCGGCUCAGCAGUGAUGCCCAAACCAGAUCCAACAGGUAACAUGACAGGCAUGGUUGGUACUGCGCUCUACGUCAGUCCGGAGGUUCAAGGAAACACCAAAGCCACCUACAACCAAAAAGUUGAUCUUUUCAGCCUGGGCAUUAUCCUGUUUGAGAUGUCCUACCGUCCAAUGACAACAGGGUCCGAGCGCAUCUCUGUCCUGAGCCAGCUGCGUGCGGAGCUCAUGAUCUUUCCUGAGGACUUUACUGAAUAUGAGCAAGGAACACAGAGGAAAGUGAUAGAGUGGCUGAUGAACCACGACCCGGCCCUGCGGCCCACCGCCCAGGAGCUGCUGAAGAGCGAGCUGCUGCCCCCCCCACAGAUGGAGGAGUCGGAGCUGCACGAGGUGCUGCAGCAUACCAUGGCUAAUAUCAACGGCAAAUCCUACCGCACCAUGGUGGGCCAGCUGUUCGCCCAGAACACCUCCCCGGUCAUGGAUUACACCUACGACAUAGACCUGCACAAGGGCAGCUUCAGCUUCAAUAGUGCCAAAUUGCAGCAGCAUGUUUAUGAAACAAUCACCAGGAUCUUCAAGAAGCAUGGUGCGGUGCGCCUCCAGACACCGCUUCUCCUCCCCAGGAACAGGAAGCUGUAUGAUGGCAGCGAGCUGGCCUGCUUCAUGGAUCACAGUGGAAUGCUGGUCACACUGCCCUACGACCUUCGUGUGAGCGCCACACACACACACGCACACGCACACACACACACACUCACACACGCACACACACACACAUUUGAUGGGUGCUGUCAAAACUCAACUACAAUAAUGUGUGUGUGUGUGUGUGUGUGUGUGUGUGUGUGUGUGUGUGUGUGGCACCCGCAGGAGAGGAACUACAACAUCUACCUGAACCACACCAGCUUGUUGAAUGCCAUCCUGCUCCACAGCGGAGUCCCUGAGGGCAAGCUGAGCCAGGCCUCCUCCAUACUGUGUGAAGCCAUGAGUGAAAAGCUGACCAAACGUGAGGUGGAGGCAAAGUUCUGUAACUUCUCCCUGCCGACCAACAGCUUGCAGACGCUGUACAAGUACAUAGUGCAGAAGGGGAAUCUGCAGGAUCUGGCUCCACUGCUGACAUCACUCACCAAACAGAAGACCGCCGUCACCCAGCUGGCCAAGCAGGGCCUCAAGGACCUGGAGGAGCUCACGGUGCUGCUGAGGAAACUGGGAGUCAAACUGCCGGUGGUGGUUAACUUAGGCUUGGUAUACAAGGUGCAGCAUCACUGUGGGAUCAUCUUCCAGUUUGUGGCUUUCAUCAGGAAGCGCAAGCGAACUGUGCCGGACAUAUUGGCAGCUGGAGGACGCUACGACCACCUGAUCCUGGAGUUUCGUGGGCCAGCUUCCACGGUGCCGGUGCCUUCUGCAGUGGGGGCCAGCGUGGCCCUGGACAAAGUCUGUGCAGCUAUAGCCAACAUGGAGGAGCCGCCCUCAGUCAGCUCCUGUGAUGCGCUGGUGGUCCCAGUGGGACACUCUUCCAUGUCCAGAGCCAUCAAUGUUGUCCAGAAGCUGUGGAGCACUGGUGUCUCUGCAGACAUCGCCUACGACGUCUCACAGUCUCAGGAGACGUUGAUGGAGCACUGCAGGCUGGCCGGCAUCAGCUGCAUGGCCCUGGUCUCUGACAAGGAGGGAAACUAUGUGAAGGUCAAGUCCUUUGAGAAAGACAGGCAGUCUGAGAAACGGAUCCCUGAGUCGGACUUGGUGGACCACAUCAUUCAGAAAUGUCGGACCAAAUUCUUUGAGGACAGAAACAUCAGAGAAAUGUCUGAAAGCAUGUCUCAGAACCCUAAAGGAUCGCUGCUCAACACCACAGGCUCCUCAGAACAGCAUGGGAGCAGCGGCCCCAUGAACAUGAAUGUGAACGUCAUCAGCCCGGACAAAGUCUCUUCUAAUAUUAGACGACGCUAUGAGACUCAGAUCCAAACCAGAUUACAAAAUCUCGCGAGCAAUUUACAGAACAAAACCAAUGACAUCGAGGUUCUGGCAGUGGACCUGAACAAGGAAACGCUGGUGAACUUCCUGUCUCUGGAGUUUGAUAGCGAAGAGCAGUUCAACAGCAGCGUGAAGACUCUGCUGUCUCGUCUACCCAAGCAGCGCUACCUGAAGUCCAUCUGCGAUGAGAUCCACCAUUUCAAAAUGACCAAAAAGCUGGCUGUGGUGGUCUUGUACAGCUACAAAGACGACUACUACAAGAUCCUUCUCUGAAAACCAAGACUCAAGCUCCCUGACCUGCUGUGCUUCAGACUCCCAGAGACUUUGCAUCAGGACCUACAGAACUUGUUUCAUGAUGGACUUGUAGCUUUCCUUCUUAGAAAGCGCGAGCCCCAAAGACACCAUGUUUACCAUGUUGAAUGGUAAUUCAAAAUCGUUAACUUUCCAGUGUUUUGUAGAUGUUCUCAGAUAGAGUCUUGACUCUAUUGCCUUAAUAGAAUUCUAGAAGUUGAAAGAUGGAUUUCUACUGAAAAUUGUGCCAUGAAGGGAACAAUUUCACUUUUUCUAAUCAGCAACAAUUUGAAUAGUAGGAAUAAAUGACCUUUUCCCACAGAGCUGAUAUUGUGUCUAUUUUAAUUACACAUCUGAGUACAACAAAAUGCAGCCUCAUUAUUGACUACCUGCAUACUGAGUAAUACCUCAUAAGCUAAUGCUUAACCUUGUUGUUGCUAUGAACUCAGUUAUUGCUCAGUUGAGACACGUCGGGCAUGUUUGGGGAGUUUUUAGUGGAGUUUGAAGGCUUUGUGUUGCAUAUUUGACAUAUUCAAGGCCUGGGAAACUGACCCUAAUAUUUACUUUAUUGAUCCUUCCGGAGAAGCUUCCUCACCUUGAAGUUUAUGAGCAAGCUUAGACGGACAAGUCAAAACAACAGCACAGUCUGCGGAGGAUUAUACAGGUUUCCAGGCCUGAAUGUCUUUUCCGGGCUUUUAUUAGCUCAUUGGAUAGAUGAGAGGGCUACUUGCUUUUUCGCUUGCAUUAAAAUCUCAAAGGACCCCCCUCAGAAACAACCUACCGCGACUAAACACAUCUGCAAAUGCCACUGAGAUAAGAGAGCAGGAGAGAACGAUCAGAUUUAAAGCCAUUUGGGACAGAACUCGAGCACCAGAUGUGAAUGUGAGUGAGGUUAAGAACCACUAACAGAUACCAUCUUGAAUGACAACACUGCACUGGCAUCGUUCCUCUAAAUGUCAUUUGCACGGGACACUUUGGUUCACACUUUUAUUUUUCGAAAUAAGUGUAAAUGUUACAGUUCAUCUAGGAAACAUAUUUACAGGUUUUGCAACAGUGAAAUAAAUAAGGUUGUAUAGAAUAUAGCAGAUAGAAAUGGUAAAUAGUCUACAAUGUACAGCAGCUUUGGCUACCAAAAGUUCAUUUUCCAAAAAAAAAAAGACAAUCUCAAACUAUAGUUUAGUAUUAAUAAAUAAAGCUAUGUGAAAAAAUAAAUAAGGUACUCUUCUGUCCUACUAAUUUAAACUACUUUUUUUUUUUUUUUU